AGCGUUCCACGUGAUCGCACCAAAGCUCUGUCCAUUGGUAUUGGCUCUUUUGUGUUUGGUUUGUCCAUCGGACCAGCUCUGCAGGCACUAUUCACUCCACUUGGGCGCACUGGCUUCCAUGCGGGCACUGUUGUCUUCAAUAUGUACACAGUGCCCGCAUUUCUGAUGGUUAUCGUAUCUAUUGCUUCAAUCAUAUUGCUCUAUACGGUUUUCAAAGAACAAUAUUCCGGCAUCUUGCGAUCCGACAAAUGCGGUACCAUACGGCACACUUACACAUUUGCAAUCGUUUAA
This is a messenger RNA of Gongylonema pulchrum, 291 nucleotides long. Lineage: Eukaryota; Metazoa; Nematoda; Chromadorea; Rhabditida; Gongylonematidae. The record is from the annotation of a GenBank genome assembly.